GCUCAUCCAAUUCAGAAGAACAAUAAAAUCUUCCAUUAAGAGAUUAUUCGUUCUUCUUCAUCUUCUGAACUCCCCAAAUCCGCCAUUGAAAUGGCUGUUGAAGCUCUUCAGAAUGACUUCAUUUUCCGCUCCAAACUGCCCGAUAUUUACAUUCCUAACCACCUUCCUCUGCACUCCUAUUGCCUACACGAAAACCUCGCCAAAAUCGGCCACCGGACUUGUCUAAUCAACUCCGUCACCGGCGAAUCCUUUACCUACCACGACGUCGACCUCGCCGCACGCAAGGUCGCCUCGGGAUUGAACAAACUCGGCAUUGCUCAAGGCGAUGUGAUUAUGCUCAUCCUCCAGAAUUCGCCGGAAUUCGUCUUCGCUUUCCUUGGUGCGUCGUAUCGCGGCGCGAUUAUGACGGCGGCGAAUCCUUUCUUCACGGCGGCGGAGAUCGCAAAGCAAGCAAAAGGAUCGAAUGCGAAAUUAAUCGUGACGCAAUCGUCGUAUUAUGAAAAAGUGAAGGAAAUAACAGAGGAAUUACCUGAUGUUAAAAUCAUGACCGUCGAUUCUCCGCCGGAUGGUUGUUUAUCGUUCGCCGAUCUAAUUCAGGCCGACGAACGAGAGAUGCCGACUGUUGAAAUCAAUCCGGACGAUGUGGUUGCGCUGCCGUAUUCCUCUGGAACCACCGGAUUGCCGAAAGGAGUGAUGCUUACACACAGAGGAUUAGUGACGAGUGUGGCUCAGCAAGUGGACGGCGAAAAUCCGAAUCUGUACUAUCGAAAUGAGGACGUGAUUCUGUGCGUUUUGCCGCUCUUCCAUAUCUAUUCGCUUAAUUCCGUCCUCCUCUGCGGAUUACGGGCGGGGACCACCAUUUUGAUCAUGCCUAAAUUCGAGAUCGGUUCGCUUUUGCAAUUGGUGCAGAAAUUCAAAGUGUCGAUUGCGCCGAUUGUGCCGCCGAUUGUUUUGGCCAUCGCGAAGUCGCCGGACCUCGAUAAGUACGAUCUUUCGUCUAUCAGAGUUAUCAAAUGCGGCGGCGCUCCGCUUGGGAAGGAGCUUGAAGAUACCGUGAGAGCCAAGUUUCCCAAGGCUGUGCUCGGCCAGGGAUACGGAAUGACGGAGGCCGGCCCAGUGCUAACGAUGGGUUUAGCAUUUGCAAAGGAGCCAUUUCCGAUGAAACCCGGCGCCUGCGGCACCGUCGUGAGAAACGCCGAGAUGAAGAUCGUCGACACCGAAAACGGCGGUUCGUUGCCUCGAAACACGCCGGGAGAGAUCUGCAUCAGAGGCGAUCAAAUCAUGAAAGGGUAUCUGAACAAUCCGGAGGCGACAGCCGCCACAAUCGACAAGGAUGGGUGGUUGCACACCGGCGACAUCGGAUUCAUCGACGACGACGACGAGCUGUUCAUCGUCGAUCGAUUGAAGGAACUUAUAAAGUAUAAGGGAUUUCAAGUGGCUCCGGCGGAAGUGGAAGCUCUGUUGCUCACUCAUCCGGCAAUCUCUGAUGCCGCCGUCGUUCCAAUGAAAGAUGAAGAAGCCGGAGAGGUUCCCGUUGCGUUCGUGGUGAGAUUGAAGAACUCUGAAGUAACUGAGGAUGAAAUUAAACAAUUCAUAUCAAAGCAGGUGGUAUUCUACAAGAGAAUCAAGAGGGCGUUUAUGAUAGACGCAAUUCCGAAAUCGCCGUCGGGAAAGAUCUUGAGGAAGGAGUUGAGGGCAAAGUUGGCAGCUGGUUUUCCAAAUUCUAAUUAAUUAUUAUUCUUCCUUUUCCAAAUUCUCUCUUUUCUUUUGACUUUUU
Molecule: messenger RNA, 1777 nt
Organism: Cucurbita moschata (crookneck pumpkin)
Lineage: Eukaryota; Viridiplantae; Streptophyta; Magnoliopsida; Cucurbitales; Cucurbitaceae
Product: 4-coumarate--CoA ligase 1-like
Exons: 4
Coding region: 91-1731 (546 amino acids)
Molecular function (GO): CoA-ligase activity
Source: RefSeq, a predicted model, not a curated record